Stereum hirsutum FP-91666 SS1 is the source of this 759-nucleotide messenger RNA. RefSeq lists its product as uncharacterized. The transcript has a single exon. NCBI's taxonomy places the organism in Eukaryota, Fungi, Basidiomycota, Agaricomycetes, Russulales, Stereaceae. The record is from RefSeq and is a predicted model, not a curated record. The annotation marks the transcript as partial.
GGUGGCCCGCGCUUGCUCUAUGCUCUUAAUAAAUCACAUGGGCUUGCUUCUGUGACUACUAUCAAUCGUCACAAUAAAAUCCCUCAGUUACUUCCCUCCAUUGCAUCUCCAUCUGCAGAGGAUGCUUCGACGAACAUCACCUCCUUCUUUAAUCCUGAGAUUAAACCACCACCCUCUAUCCCUCAUGGCGAAACCUUACCUGGAAAUGUUGUCAUAGUGGAUCGUGUGGCAAUCAACGAGAAGUGCCAAUAUUGUUCUCGUCGUAACUGCAUUCUGGGUCUUUGUCGAGAGCAUGCCGAUGCUGUUGAUCUCCAAGUAAAUUCUCUUGAAUCUGUGGAAGCAGUCCAAAAAGCUCUUGAUCUUCCAAAAGACUCUCCCGGCCAUGUAUGUUAUGGCAAAGAUGCAACAGUCCUUGCAAUUGCACCUUACACUCGCGCUGACCACUAUACACCCGUUCCCAUCAUCGUAUCACCUUCAUGCAAAAGUGAGAAAGGUGACAUGCUCGCCAAGUGGCUUAAAAUUGUUGUCGCAGCUUGGCAACGACAUAAAUAUGGUGAGUGUCUUAAUGGGCCACUAUGGGCUAUCGCUACAGAUGGUGAAUCAACAUUUCGAUUAGCAAAGUUCCUUCUCUAUAUGACUGAACAGGUCGCACCUGACUCUGACUUGGGAAAGAUACUACACCCUCUUCUUGGUCUCAAUUGCUGGACUGGGGAACAUGGGCUUGUCGGGACUUGUGACCCAAAGCACAUCAUUAAACGU